Messenger RNA from Cygnus atratus (black swan), 4673 nucleotides. It is a transcript of the gene PTPRN2, whose product is annotated as protein tyrosine phosphatase receptor type N2. Lineage: Eukaryota; Metazoa; Chordata; Aves; Anseriformes; Anatidae. The transcript has 22 exons. The record is from RefSeq and is a predicted model, not a curated record. The coding region runs from base 1 to 3087 and encodes 1028 amino acids. Gene Ontology annotation, cellular component: secretory granule. Gene Ontology annotation, molecular function: protein tyrosine phosphatase activity. Gene Ontology annotation, biological process: protein dephosphorylation.
AUGGUCAGAUUGCAUGUGAAGCACCUAGGCUCUGAAUUAGUCUUUUAUGGAAUAUUUGGGAGAUGUCAGCGAGUGCCAGUAAUAGACAUAUACAAAUACGACAUUUCACCCCCUGUUCUUCAGCGCCUAAGGAUCAUCCUGGAGAAGCUCUCACACAGAGGUUUUACCUGGAAAGAUGAUUAUACGCAGCAUGUCAUUGGUCAGGAACUGUCAAACAUUCACAAAAUCCACAACAGACACCCUGAUAUAUUUGUAUCUGAAGCAUCUGACACAGGAAGGAUUUUGGAACAGAAUGCAGAUAAUGAAAGAAAUUCUGAUCUGGAAAAUGAUGUGAACUUGGCCAAGUCACUUCAGCAAUAUCUUAAAUAUCUAAAUAUUCUCUCCCAGUCUGCAGCUACAAAUUUAUAUCCAAGGAAGAAGAACGACAAAGCUUCUGUCAAGAGCUACAUCUAUAAUGAUCCUAUUAGGUACUACAUGAUGCAAAAACCCAAGGAAAGAGAACCUCCUUUGGCCCAUACAUCAACAUCCCAUCAACAGUACGCUGAAAAUCCCCGUGGGAGGACCUUCAACCAGCCUCAGCCAGACAAGUUCUCAUCAGAGCCAGAAGUGGGGCUUGACCAAAAAACUCUGAUGGCUGCGCUGCAUACGUACAUCACUCAGAACUUGUCAGCACAAAGCAAUGAUAAAAGCUCUCACAGCAGGACUAAAGGGUCUCACAUUUAUGCUGAUAGAUUCUACUCUUCUCCAGUCAGCCCUUUUGAUGGAACUUUUGCCAAAGGAAAAGAAGAAGAUUUCAAAAUGAAGAAACCGUUCCAGACAAAGCCUGCGUCUGGAGUGCUGGGGCCAACCUCUGAGAAGCUGAAUCAUAAAUCUGCUUCCCAGGAUGAACCAAAGGACCCUCUGAGUGUAGUGGAUGGUAAAGUAGAAACACUAAUUAAAGAUGUAUUGAAGGACCUAGAGAAACACCAGGUGAAUGUGGAGAAUCUCAGCUCAGCGGAACUGGAUGAGAUUGCUGAUACUAUUGCCAAUGCAAUUCAGACUGCUGGCAUUCAGGAAGAAACGGAAGAGAGUGCUGGAAAAACCGGAGAAGAAAAAAUGGAAGCACAAAUGAAGAAAGGAGAUGCUCAAGGAAGAACAGAAAUCCAUAAUGUAUUAACGGAAAGCAAUGUUAACAUACCAGACAAUGGAGUGCAUGAAGCCAGUGCCAGAACUGAUCAAGAGGAGAACACUUCAAAACUAGUUAACUUAUUGAACGAGAAUGCAGUACCUGAAAAUAUGCCUAAAGAUGUAAUACCUGAAGAAUCUACCAAGUCAGAAACCAAGAAAUCUGAAGACACUGACUCUUCUUCCUCAGAAGAAAUAAAUGUGGGUGUAGAAAAUGUAAAAAGUGAGACUUUCUCCAGGGAGCUGACAGCUGAAAAGAGCACUGAAUCUGACUCCAAAGACCCUAGUGAGACUCGCUACUGGAUUAAGAAUGCUUUGAUGCAAGAUGGAAACUCCUAUGAACAGCCUCAGAAAAAUGCAGGACAAGGUUUACAGCUUGAAGUGAAGUCUACCGAGGAGAAAGAAUAUGGCUAUAUUGUGACAGUGAAAGACCCCCUGAGUGUGGAAAAGGGCUUGGAGUUAAUAAAGGAAGUGGCAGAUCUCCUGAAGCUGCAGAUGAGUGCCUUCGAUGAUGUCAACGUGCUGGGACCAGCUGUGACCUUCAGAGUGCACUCAAACCUCCAAAACAUUUCAACUGCAGAUAUUGCCAAAGCAGCAGCCCUGAACAAAGAGAAGCUUGAGAAAACAACUGGGCUGAGAAUUUUGCAGACUGGCGUGGGGGAGAAGAGCCACGUCCCGCCGCUCCCGCAGCGCGGGGAAGAGGCAGAGUCCGGCAAGUUCUUCCUCCUCACCCUCCUCUCCCUCGCCUGCAUCGCCGGGGUCCUGGCGGCGUCGGGGGUCGUCUACUGCCUCCGGCACCGCGCCCACCACCGCCUCAAGGAGAAGCUCUCGGCCCUGGGGGCAGACACCGGCUCCGACGCCACCGCUGCUUAUCAGGAGCUAUGCCGUCAGCGCAUGGCAGUGAAGACAUCUGAUCGCCCGGAGCCACUGCACGCCUCUCGAAUCAAUAGCGUUUCUUCACAAUUUAGCGAUGGGCCCGUUCCUAGCCCCUCGGCCCGCAGCAGCACCUCGUCCUGGUGCGAGGAGCCUGUCCAGUCCAACAUGGACAUCUCCACCGGCCACAUGAUCUUGUCCUACAUGGAAGAUCAUCUGAAAAAUAAGAAUCGUCUGGAGAAAGAGUGGGAAGCUCUUUGUGCUUACCAGGCUGAACCCAACGCCACCACCACUGCACAGCAGGAGGAAAAUAUCCAGAAGAAUCGCUCACGGGCUGUAGUACCAUAUGAUCAUUCCAGGAUAUGUCUGAAAGCUGAAAAUAGCCACGACAAUUCAGACUACAUCAAUGCUAGCCCAAUUAUGGACCAUGACCCCCGAAACCCAGCAUAUAUUGCCACCCAGGGCCCUCUCCCUGCUACUGUCGCUGACUUCUGGCAGAUGGUCUGGGAGAACGGCUGUGUCGUUAUUGUCAUGCUGACACCCCUCGCGGAAAACGGAGUCAAGCAGUGCUACCACUAUUGGCCAGACGAAGGGUCAAACCUCUACCACAUCUACGAGGUUAACCUUGUUUCUGAGCACAUCUGGUGCGAGGAUUUCCUAGUGAGGAGCUUCUACUUGAAGAACCUGCAGACAAACGAGACCCGCACGGUGACACAGUUCCAUUUCCUCAGCUGGAAUGAUCAGAGAGUUCCUGCUUCCACGAGAUCACUUCUGGAUUUCCGCAGAAAAGUAAACAAGUGCUACAGGGGUCGCUCUUGUCCAGUAGUUGUUCAUUGCAGUGAUGGUGCAGGAAGAAGUGGAACCUACAUUCUAAUUGACAUGGUUCUCAAUAAAAUGGCUAAAGGUGCUAAAGAGAUUGAUAUUGCUGCUACCCUGGAGCACUUGAGGGACCAGAGACCAGGCAUGGUCCAGACAAAGGAGCAGUUUGAGUUUGCUUUGACAGCAGUUGCAGAAGAAGUGAAUGCAAUACUCAAGGCACUUCCACAGUGAGCGGCUCGUUCUCCCGGAGGUUCCCGCAGGAUCCGUUCCUUGUUUCCUCAUCCUCGGUCCCUGUGAAUGUUCUUGGACACCACGACCUGACCUUAACUGUGUAUCUUCUGUUGUAACCACAUAGUGAUAGGGUCCUUACAAACUCCUUUAGCUGGUAAAAGUUCAACAGUUAGAAUGUGUAUUCUGUUUUUUUGGGUUUUAAAAUAAAUUUUAAAAAGUACAUUGAAGCCUCGGAUUAAGUGACAGAAUAGACCAUCUAAUUCCUUUCACAUCCUGGAAGCCCUGAAUGUCACUCUUUGAAAGCACACAUUCAUGUUCUUAAUAGCAAAUAUACAGUAUUGUGGGUAAUUAGUGCAGUCAAUAUAGUCUCAGAAAACAGUGUUUUGUUAUAUUUUGGAACUCCUCAAAGGCUGAACAAGAGUGGGGGGCCUGAAAGGGAUGGUGAUUGUUCCUACACAAUGCCAAGCGAGGGCACGAAGCAGUGCUGAGGGUGUGAGUAAACACAGGUCCAGGCACUGGCAAAGGGAGCUUGCACCUUCUCAUGCUGGGCUUUGGCAAGCAAACAUUUUCUUAACUGUUGUUUACUUUUCAGCUUUGUGCUGUGAAUGGAGGAAAAUCUGACUUAUAAGUAAAUAGGCCUUCACAGUUGUUGCAACUGGGGAGAACAAGCUGGUCACGUUAAUGGGAACCUGGGGGACAGUGAGCAUGGCAGCUCUGGACAGGUACCUACAGAGCGGAGCAGGCGAGCAUAGACGCACCUCCAGCCACCAGGUACAUGCCCAGAGCUGGUAUGGACACAGAUUCUUGACUUUAUGGGAUUACUGAGGAAGCAAAUGGGACUCUCCUCUUUAUAUUUUUACAUUUCCCUCUGUAAAGCUGUGCUGUGCCAUCCUUUUCAGCCAGGGAAGUAUAUUUCUGUAAAAGCCUGGCUGAAGGAAGAAUCGCAGGUCUGCAUUGUAUGAUUCUCAUCAAGUUUGUCUGAGCCAGGCAUUUGUUGCACCUUUCUGCUCUUUCCUUGUUCUGAAUGAUGCCUAUUUUAACUAUUAAGGGGUAAAGAAGCACACAGGUUGAAUUUCAGAGAUUCUUGUGUUCUCAAAAUCCUAAUGCCUACUGUUGUGAAGUAAUGCUAAAAUAUGUCUGUAAAUGGCUUGGUUAUGCAAUUCUGCUUAUAUGAAUUCACAGUUUUAGUAGUGGCACUCUGCUAAAGGGAUUGAAACUACUGAUGGCAAGUACUCUGAUUUGUUUGAAUGUAGGGCCUGAGAGUAACAUUAUCAAAUGUUCUUAGGUGAUAUAGGCUCUGAAUUUCAUUUUCAAAAGUGAACACCUGGACACUUUUUCAUACGUUAUCCUACAUUUCUGUGAUUUAAGAAUUUCUUUUUUUUCUUAACAGUGUAGUAUGUUUGAAACUAUAUUAGGCUGACUGAUUUACCUCAGCACUGGAAAAUACAGAAUUGAAUUUAAUUUGGGAAGGGGGAAGCCUUUAUAAACUUCUAAUCAGUGAAAUGUUAAAAAUGCAAUAUUGGAGAGUUUUGAUGGCACAGAGGUAACAGGCAUCUAUCGGAAUCAACCAUGUUGCAAUUUUGUGU